This is a messenger RNA of Drechmeria coniospora, 687 nucleotides long. RefSeq lists its product as uncharacterized. NCBI's taxonomy places the organism in Eukaryota, Fungi, Ascomycota, Sordariomycetes, Hypocreales, Ophiocordycipitaceae. The transcript is spliced from 2 exons. The record is from RefSeq and is a predicted model, not a curated record. Bases 1 to 687 code for a protein of 228 amino acids. Gene Ontology annotation, molecular function: flavin adenine dinucleotide binding; flavin-dependent sulfhydryl oxidase activity. Gene Ontology annotation, cellular component: mitochondrion.
AUGGCCAUGGCACGCCGACAGCACCUUUCGCUGUUGCUCGGGGUCGCCCUCUUCAUCUUCUUCAGCAUAUCGUACCUGCUGUCCGGCCGCAAUACCGCCGGGUUGGCCACGAGCGACGCCCGGUUCUCGCUCCCAAAGUCGUCCAAGGAUCCGGACUCCGAUGGCGGCUCCAAGUCCAAGGCGUUCAAGAUCGAGCUGGACGAUGUGCCAAAGAACCUGCUCGACGGUCCCUCGAUCGCACCGGCGAUGGAUGCACCGACGGCCAAGGCCGAGCUCGGUCGCGCAACCUGGAAGUUCCUGCACACGGUAGCCGCGCGCUUCCCGGAGAAGCCGACCCCCGACGAGCGCAAGACGCUCGAGACAUUCUUCCACCUCUUCGGACGACUGUACCCGUGCGGCGAGUGCGCGAAGCACUUUCGCGAGCUGAUGAAGCAAUACCCACCGCAGACGAGCAGCCGCAACGCCGCCGCCGGUUGGCUCUGCUUUGCCCACAACCUCGUCAACCAGCGACUCAAGAAGCCCGAGUUUGACUGCAACAAGAUUGGCGACUUUUACGACUGCGGCUGCGGGGAGGAGGGCAAAGACGGGAAAGGCAAAGGCAAGGACAAGGACAAGGACAAGGACAAGGAGGAGAGCAAGAGCAGAACGGAAGGCAAGGGCAAAGGCGACGAGGAAGAGUUGAAAUGA